UUGACACAAAACCUUCAGAUUAUGGUUUAAUAGCGAGCAGUAUAUUAACGAAGACAAUAAGCAUUGUAUUGUCAGUAAUUGAUAUUUGUGAAAGUGUUAUACAAAAUAUCACUUUAACGAAAUACGAUAAAUGUAUGUCCGUUCUGAAUGUCUUUUCAACAGCAUAUAGGGUUAUCUUUCACUGUUAGCACGUGGCUCUUGGCGUUAUUUUUAUCACAGUAUACAUAAAUUAAUUUAGCAGGACCACUGUUGGGGAUUAUUUUGUAGAUUCUUGUCAACGUUUGCAGCGAUUAAUUCUUUUUUACAUUAUAAUUAAUAACAUCUCCUGUCUUAUCUUUAGAUUGACAAUAAUCCACGAUGUGAAAGAAAACAAGAGUACGUGUAUGAAGCACAUAAUGGAUGUAAACAAAAUGGAUAAGAAAUCGACAGGGAACGAAUUAAGAAAUACAUUUGUGUUAUCGGGCGCCUUUACAGCAAUAUUUACUGCUUACCUGGCAAUACAAAAUCUUCAAAGUAGUUUGAACCAAGAGCAAGGCCUUGGAAUCAUCUCCUUGUCAUGUAUGUACGCUUGUAUAAUAAUCUCAGGCAUUCUCGCACCUGUCAUUAUUCAUGUUUUUGGGGAGAAAAAAAUCUUGGUAUUUUCUUUCAUGUGUCAUGUGAUUUAUAUGGGAAGUAAUUUUUAUCCAAGUUUUUCGACAUUAGUACCAUCAUCAGUGUUGUUAGGUCUUACUGCUGGACCAAUGUGGACUUCUCAAAGUGUGUACCUGGCUAAUAUGGCAUAUUCCUACGCAGAAAGAACUUCGAAAAGUUGUCAUCCUGUUCUUAGUAAAUUUAAUGGAAUUUUCUACCCAAUGUAUGAAACCACGCAAAUAACGGGAAACCUCAUUUCAUCUCUAGUUCUUCAACAGGGCGGCUACAGAAUUAGCUCCCCAGUUAAUGCAACGGAAGUAAAGUUUUGUGGCAGUGAAGAUUGUCCUACGGCAGUUCAUGUAUCUAAUAUUAACGAACCCGACCGUGAUCUUGUGAACAUACUACUGGGAAUAUUUUUAGCAUGUGAUGUGUUUGGUGUCUUCCUAACUUCAAUAUUCUUGCCGCCAUUAAAGAAAAUGGCAUCAAAAGAAAAAGCAAAUAUUUUGAAAUCUUUAGCUUCAUGUGGAAAGGGUCUCACAGAAAUAAACCUAGUUUUUCUGAUACCCUUGAUAAUGUUUAUGGCGAUGGAACAAGCGAUUUUAUGGACUGACUAUACUAAGGCAUUCAUCAGCUGCCCAUUAGGAAUUCAGAAGCUUGGAUUCGUCAUGGCAACAUAUGGCGGCUCCACGACAGUAUUCGCACUCAUAUUUGCUCGAGUCUCGAAGUAUACGGGACGAUACGUUUUAUUUGCUCUCGCUGGUCUGGUCAAUCUUGGUAUUUUGAUAACGUUAUAUAUAUGGAUACCAAGUUCUGAGGACGUUUUGCUCAUAUUUUUUAUUCCAGUUAUAUGGGGUGUUUCUGAAGGUAUAUGGCAAACACAGUCUAAUGCCUUAGUUGCACUGUUAUUCCCGGAGAAGAAAAACUCCGCAUUCGCCAACUAUCAUACCUGGAAAGCGAUUGGUUUUACAUUGACAUUUGUUUAUAGUAACUUCCUCUGCGUGUCAACAAAAUUGAUAAUCGCCAUAAUUUUGUUAAUGGUGUCAAUGAUUUUAUAUUUAAUUGUAGAAAUAAGAGUUAAACAAAGUAAAUCUAACAAUGAAAAAGAGACAGAAGAAGGAAAUAAUUUAGAUCCAGACAGCAAUACUUCUAUAUGGUUGAAAAACUCGCAAUUUAGUACAGCACUCAUCGCUUCUGAACAACAGCACUGAUGAAGCAUUUCAUGAAGUCAUUCUUUUUUAUUUUCGUUCCCGCGCUUUUAUGAAGACGGUUGUAAUCAGAUUGUACUACGUUCUCGAUUCGCUGCUGCGGCAUAUAUCCACUGGUGAUAUACCUAAACUGGUGUUUAGUUAUUCCAUCCAUUCUCGCUGGGGAUUUUUGUCGACUAUCCACGAAACAUUUACCUUUGUCUGUGGCUACAAAAUGAUUGCUUCCAAAAUUUCACUUAUAAAUGCUUUUAUCUUGAAUUGACAUGUGAUAUAAUUUUGUAUUCAAUUUUAAAUUUAAUAUGCUAGAAUUGCAAGGGUAGGUCUACAAAGUUUUUGUAUUUCUCAAGUUCCAAAGUAUAUGUCUGUUACUGUAGUUCCACCGGUAACAACACAACUUCGAACUUCAAGUGCAUCAGAGAGAAAUACCAUUCUAUUGAAGUUAUACGUUUAUACUGGACAGAUCGCAACUGGUACUAUAUUUAAAUGAGUUGUUUUAACAUUCAAUGUAAAUAUUUCACACGCACUGCAAUAAGAACUUUUUGUAUAUACUUUUACCAUACUAUUGAACUGUGUCUCUCCAUCAAGAUCAGAGAUGCCGUUACAUUGACUAUUUAUAAAUCCAGUUGGGGGGCCUCCGUGGACGAGUGAUCAAGGUCAAACUUCAAAUCACUUGCCUCUCACCGGUGUGGGUUCGAACUUCGCUCGGGGCGUUUAAUUCUUCAUGUAAAGAAGCCAUCAAGCUGGCUUAAGGAAGGUCGUUGGUUCUACCCAGGUGCGCGCUCAUAAUGAAAUAACGCAGAGUGUGACACCUGUGGUCCGAAGUUCCUCCACCAUCAAAGCUGGAAAGUCGCCAUAUGACCUAUAAUUGUGUCAGUGCGACGUUAAACCCAACAAAAGAAGCAUACAAACAAAUAUAAAGCCUGGUACAUAUCCAUUUUUUCCGACGCUUUGCAAACCGACCGAGAACUUCUUCAUACAAAUUGCAACACAAUGUUACAUUCUUUUUGUGAUUUAAAUUUAGGUUAUACGUCAUCGACUAAUGAAAUGACAAAGCGUAGCGAACUACAAAUACGUAUAUUGUAAGAAUAUUGGGAUAUUACAUGUAUAUACUAUAAAAGUAAAUAUGUAUAUUGUAGGGAAUAAAUAUGUUUGAGCCAAUUAAAUCAAUGAGAAGAUCGUUUAGAAGUACAGAAUACAACAAAUCAAAAAUAAUACAGGACUGAUACCAAAGGACCUGCUGUACGGGGAACUUGCAGGCGGCCACACCUUCGGUCUGCAAGAGAGACCUAAAAGCAUGCGGCAUAGACAGGUUCCUGGAAGUCAUUAGCAGGAGAUAGGCAUGUCUUGUAUCAGGAGGUGACUAAGGGAUCGAAGGCAGGACAGGAAGCCUUCCGAGACGCGAAUUGUGAAAAGAGGGCCAGACGCAAAGCCAGCCAGUCAAGGGACGUCUUCAAACAACACGGAGCAUCAACACAUGUAUGCCAGGGAUACUGCAGGGUGUGCGCAACACGGAUAGGCCUGUGAAGUCAUGCCUGAAGACGGCCAUCCACUUCCACCCACGGCACAACACCAUAGUCGACGUCGACUGAAGGAAGCCAACAACAUAGUAGUUGUUCCACCGCUGAUGGCUCGUAUCAGCAUUCGUCAGUAGAACUCUGUUAUUCAGAAAUAUUGAAAGGAUUACAUGAUCUCAAAGGACCAGAAAAUAAAUAUCACUUAAUCCAAAUCUUCAAUACAGUUCAAAUACCGUAUUUCCGUAACACAAUAUAUAAGAGGACAUUUGUUAAUUUUCACAAAUACGAUAUCUAUCUGUCACUGCAAAAGCAGACAUCCAAUAUUUUCAAGGAAUGCCAUUAUACUAUCACAAAAAAUUAAAGCGAUACAGUACUUGAGGCUUAUAUAUAACUUAGAAUUUGAGAUGAAAAACGUUAGGAUAUUAACUUCCUAGAUUUAAAAAAUACCUCCUAUACUAGGAUGAUAUGCAUAACAAAACCGAAUUAAAGGACAAUUACAUGCAAAAUAAAAAAUAAAAAAACAUAGCACUCAUCAUUACCAUUGUUCAGGUAGCAGAUUCCAGUUGUUUUUUUCUACUUUUCUCAAGCCGGCCUGUUGACUGUUAUGUAGAGCCACUCUGGAGAGGUUGUACUGUAUAAGAUGAAUUCUAAGAUUCUAAGAUGAAUUCUUGGCGUGAAAAGAUUUACCAAUUUGUCAGCACUGUACGCAGAUCUGGGAAGGGUACUAUUUGUAAUCCAAAGCAAGAUAAAUCUGAUAAAAUAUUGGAUUGAAAUAUUAUGUCAGUUUGAUUCACUCCAUGUCAAAUAGCACAUUUGAUGUUAAAAUAUGAUGCUGAUCAAAACUGUUCAUAUAAUGGAAAGAACUGGGCUUUUCAAGUGAAAUGUAAUUUAAAUCAAAGUGUGGAAUGAACAAUUAAAUAUAUGUUUUCCUUUUCAACUUACAAAACAACGAAUUUUAGAUACAUAUUUAUAGAAAUGGUAUUCAGACGUAAAUAAUUUGAACCGGGUUCAAUCAUAUUGUAUAUUUAAACAAGAUUUUUUAAAUGGAAAAUUGCAUAGGUGUUUUAACUGAACCCAAAUAUAGAUUCGUCUUGUCUAAAUUUAGAACCUCUUCGCAUAGCAAGAAGAUAUGAUGAUACACCUCGAGAGCAAAGAAUAUAUAGGUUCUGUAAUAUGAAUACGUUGAAAGCGAAUUUCAUUUGUUUGCUGGUUUUCCCAAAAUUCCGUGAGCUAAGAAAUCAAUAACACAUUUUUCUCAUUGGCCAACAAUGAAGAAAAUUUAAACUCUCCUGCCCUCGAAAUCUAGAAAGACUAAUUUUGACUUGUCAAAAUAUAUUUAUUUUACUACCAAAAAGAAACACAUUUCGUAAAUCCGCUCAACAUUACAUUUUAAUAAUUUUAUUGUCAAUACUUGAACUGAACACAUUUUAUAUGGAAAAUAAUUUUCUAUUUAAAGGUCCAUUACUAAGGGAAAGUGAGUUGGCAAUUUGUUUCAUAGCCAGUGCAUAGACUUCUGCAAGACACUAAAUAAUGAAGAUUGGCAGGUCAAAAUUUACAGAAGGUCUUUGGAACUCAAAGAAAUGUAUGUGUAUUAUGUUCAAAUUUCAAUGAAUCGACAGAAUGACCCCCCAGGUCUUUUUAACUUUCUUCAUACUUCAUAGAAAAAUAAUUGUACAUAUACUGCGAUUUAUUUCGAAUUUCUACAUACCAACUUUCAUUUUCGAAUAAAAUGAAAUAGUUUCUGUGCUUUUUAAAAGAAAUUAAAAUGUUCACUUUCCUUAGUAUUGGAC
This is a messenger RNA of Mercenaria mercenaria, 5139 nucleotides long. Its product is annotated as protein unc-93 homolog A-like. NCBI's taxonomy places the organism in Eukaryota, Metazoa, Mollusca, Bivalvia, Venerida, Veneridae. The transcript has 4 exons. The record is from RefSeq and is a predicted model, not a curated record. The coding region runs from base 384 to 1838 and encodes 484 amino acids.